Messenger RNA from Recurvomyces mirabilis, 699 nucleotides. RefSeq lists its product as uncharacterized. Lineage: Eukaryota; Fungi; Ascomycota; Dothideomycetes; Mycosphaerellales; Teratosphaeriaceae. The record is from RefSeq and is a predicted model, not a curated record. Bases 1 to 699 code for a protein of 232 amino acids. The transcript has 2 exons. Gene Ontology annotation, cellular component: membrane.
AUGAUCACUAUCAAGCAUAUGAUCGCAACGACGCUCGUCCUCUUCGUUCCCACGGUCUACUAUCUUGGCUGGCAGACCUACCGCCACGACAUUAAUGCUACCUCCACAGUCACAAACAUCCUCGACGAUGUACGUGAUGGCUGGUUCGAUCUCGGCCACGAAGCACAAGAUGCCGUGAAGGCUCUCAGGUCGAAUCUAGACAGCAUCGACCUCUCGUCCGCUCGCGAAGAACUUGCCAACAUCGAGCAGGAUAUGAAGAACGCUAUCGGCCACAUGGACAUUAUCGAGUUUGAGAAAUGGCUAGUCAAUAACACAGUGACAGGAAUGAAAGAUACACUAGCCGAGCUCCAAGCGAUCGAGUGGAAAGAUGCUCCUGCCAAUAUCACGAAAUACGUCGAGGAGCAUCCAUAUGAGACGGCGUUCUAUGUCAUCGAGACCGUCAUCUUGUUCGUCCCAGGCGGAUUCUGGGGACCAGUUCUCAAGGCCAUCGGCUUCACCAGACUUGGUGUUCGUGCACGCUCAAUCGCCGCACUGCUCCAGUCAAAGAUUGGCGCGAGAGUGCCUGCCCGUGGGUGGUUCGCGCAUCUGGUCAGUGCAGCCAUGGGUGGCUAUGGCCGCAAGCUUCUCGAUGGGUGGACGAGAAUCGGCGUCAAGUUCGCUGGAUGGCUAGGCUUCCUCGCUGGUCGUAAGAGUGGCUGA